Messenger RNA from Rattus norvegicus (Norway rat), 3893 nucleotides. Lineage: Eukaryota; Metazoa; Chordata; Mammalia; Rodentia; Muridae. The record is from RefSeq and is a predicted model, not a curated record.
ACUGCCGAGAUUUGGACCGGAGUCCCAACUGUCCAUCCAGGAGGCAGAGGACAGAUCUAUCUGGUAGUCUGUCUCCCUGCCAGUUGGCAGGUCCUAGAGAGAGUCCAGGGCUCAGUCUGGUCUUACCACUUGCUCAGUCUCUCACAAACUCACUUGCUGUGCGAGGGAAUGAGGGCACCAUUAAUAUGGAGGCUAGGAAGACUGUACAAAAGCAAUGGCAAGUUCUUUGGAGGACCGGCCUCUUUAGGGGGGCUUUGGCCUUCACUAGCACCUGGUCCCCUAUGGAGGGUGCAGGAGGACUGGACUGGUUCUAGACCCUCUUACACCAUGUCUAUAGAUGCUCUGGACUGUGAAGGAACUCAGAAAACAUGCCACUGGUGGAGAAAAGUCAGGAAGGCUCUUGCCUCAGGCAACAUGACAGAAAAGAGAGGCAAAACCGCAUCCAGACUGGAAAAAAAAAACACCUAGGCAGGUUCCUCAACCUAGGCCCAUCCACAGUUAUAGGCCCACCCUGAGCACUCUACAGGGUGCUCACCCCUCCAUUCUUGUGACUUUUCUCCACUCCUCAGAUAGCCCUGCUUAAGCCAGGAGAAAGAGACCUGUUUUCACCUCUCACUCUAUCUGGUGCCCAGGAUACUAAAACCAUCAAGUCUUCCAGAUAAUUUUAAUUAAUGUCUUCCUAGAUAUUCUCAUCUCGCUGCUGGUGGCAAAUCUGCCGGUGUGAAAUCUGGCGUUGUCACCAGUUCCUGGCUCCUGCUGAGAGCCAUCUACCUACUCCAUAUUUUCUCCAUCUCUCUUAGACCCUCUCUGGUAAACUGUCUGCAACCCUCCGGGGCCCCUUCAAUCCAUUUUCUUCCCCAGGGCACAAAUCUGCUGCUGGGCCGACUUGUUGCCCCUAUCCAUCUCUAGUGUACUCCUUUGGGAGGAUAAAUUUCAGGGUCAGGAGCAGACCAACUUUGGCUGGCAACGGGUGUAGGAAGGUGGUGUGGAUUUCCUGUAGACCCGAGGCCUGCGACCCUCGAUCCUCGGACGGGUUAUUAGCCACCCCAGACCGUAGAUCGUCAGCCCUGCCACCAUUCCAGAGACUUCUCUGGUCAAGAGAGCACCGACGGGGCUGGAGAUAGAGCCCCGCCCCCGACGCCGCUAUUGGUCAUGGUCGAGCAGGCGGCCCCUCAUCUCCGUGAGCCCCGAGGCUUCUCUUGGCCAAGGUCCUAGGAGUGAUCCGAUUGAGAGCGGCGCCCCAAAGCUGCCGGGCUGGCCGGGGUGGGCGGGGAGGCACCUGGACGCUGCACUCUCUGGUGGCUCCGCGUCGCGCCAGGUCCCUCGCAGCCACGCGGGGCGCGCACUCCCACUCCCAACGCGCGCGGCUCCGGAGCGCAAUGGACGCGGCGCUGCUCCUCAGCCUGCUGGAGGCCAACUGCAGCCUGGCACUGGCCGAAGAGCUGCUUUUGGACGGCUGGGGAGAGCCCCCGGACCCCGAAGGUCCCUACUCCUACUGCAACACGACCUUGGACCAGAUCGGGACCUGCUGGCCCCAGAGCGCGCCUGGAGCCCUAGUGGAGAGACCAUGCCCCGAAUACUUCAACGGCAUCAAGUACAACACGACCCGGAAUGCCUACAGAGAAUGCCUGGAGAAUGGGACCUGGGCCUCAAGGGUCAACUACUCACACUGUGAACCCAUUUUGGAUGACAAGAGGAAGUAUGACCUGCAUUACCGAAUCGCCCUCAUCAUCAACUACCUGGGCCACUGUGUUUCCGUGGUGGCCCUGGUGGCUGCUUUCCUGCUUUUCCUAGUGCUGCGGAGUAUCCGCUGCCUGCGGAAUGUGAUCCACUGGAACCUCAUCACCACCUUCAUCCUGAGAAACAUCACGUGGUUCCUGCUGCAACUCAUCGACCACGAAGUGCAUGAGGGCAAUGAGGUCUGGUGCCGCUGCGUCACCACCAUAUUCAACUACUUUGUGGUCACCAACUUCUUCUGGAUGUUUGUGGAAGGCUGCUACCUGCACACGGCCAUCGUCAUGACGUACUCCACGGAGCAUCUGCGCAAGUGGCUCUUCCUCUUCAUUGGAUGGUGCAUACCCUGCCCUAUCAUUGUCGCCUGGGCAGUUGGCAAACUCUACUAUGAGAAUGAGCAGUGCUGGUUUGGCAAGGAACCUGGUGACUUAGUGGACUACAUCUACCAGGGCCCCAUCAUCCUCGUGCUCCUCAUCAAUUUUGUGUUUCUGUUCAACAUCGUCAGGAUCCUGAUGACAAAACUGCGAGCCUCCACCACAUCCGAGACCAUCCAGUACAGGAAGGCAGUGAAGGCCACCCUGGUCCUCCUCCCCCUGUUGGGCAUCACCUACAUGCUCUUCUUUGUCAAUCCUGGAGAGGACGACCUGUCACAGAUUGUGUUCAUCUACUUCAACUCUUUCCUGCAGUCCUUUCAGGGUUUCUUUGUGUCCGUUUUCUACUGCUUCUUCAAUGGAGAGGUGCGCUCCGCCCUGAGAAAGCGGUGGCACCGUUGGCAGGACCACCACGCCCUCCGAGUGCCUGUGGCCCGGGCCAUGUCCAUUCCCACGUCGCCCACCAGGAUCAGCUUCCACAGCAUCAAGCAGACAGCUGCCGUGUGAUCCCCUGUCACCCAUCUGCCCAGCACUCCACCACCGAGGCGGCUUCCUCAUUCUUCACAGCCUUCCCUGGGUCCUCCUUGCUACACUGACCCUUGGGGUGCAGGAGAAGGGGGGUGGAUGAACUCUCCUGCCGGAAGGAAAGGAAAACUAUGAAAUGGAGGCUCUGAAAGACCAGGGCCCAGUGCAGCCACACAUCUCCAAGCAAAAGGGAGCAGAGGGACACCACGGGACCCUCAGAAGGGGGAGAUCUCACACCAUCAAGCCUCUGUGCACCCAGCCUCUUUUGUGGGAUCCUCACUGCAGCACCAUUUACAUCUGAAGAAACUGAGGACUGGAGCAGGCAGGGGCCUGGCCAAGUCACACAGCGAUUGCCCCACUCACAGCACCCACAGCUGGCUCUGCUCCUUGCUUCCCAUCUCCUCACGUGCGGGCGCCCUCUAAAGGUGAGGGAGACAAGCAUGAACUCAUCUGAACUUCAUCCCCCGGACCGUCUAGCAGAGAAGUCUCCCUUUUCAGUACCAGCCCUUCACCAAGCUACCCCUCUUCUUCUUCCCCGGUCCUCUUCCCCAUGUGUCUCCAGGAGAAUGCUGGCUUCCAGUCAGUCUGCCAUCCCUCCUGAGAGACCCCCCCCCAUCGGUCUGGGCUCAGUCUGGGGACCUAGACUGUGGGAAGUGAGAUAGAGGGAUAGCUACACUCUCAUGCCAAUCAUAUACACAGUGCCAGGCAGAAGGAGAACAGAAUUGCCAGAGGGUAACAGAGGGUGAGGAUCCCCCAAAUUAGAGUAUGUCUGGGAGUGACUGAAACAAGGACCCCAGGCUCUCGGAGACAUCAGCCAGGCGUCUGUGGAGCUGACUGCCUUCAAUUCAAGCAACUAGACAUUGGAGAGAUAAUGUGAGUCAAUGAGAAAGGUAGAAUGUCUACAGGACAGAGCUAUGUCCCUCUUCUUAGGACCAGGCCGAAGCAGGCCUUCCUGUGGCCUGUGGUAGGCUUGGAGACUGGAGUCUUCAGAUUCAAAGGGCCCAAAUCACCCUGGUCACCUCGUCAAGGGUGGCAUCGGCUCCAUCUCCAAUGCCGAGUCUGCCUGUGUCAGGGACAAAUAUUCUGAACUGGGACGGAAAGGAGGCAAGGGCCCUCAGGCUUCACAGCAAGAAGAAACAACUUGAUUGCAGGCUCCACUUCCAUUCCCCUGUCCCCGAAGCAGAAGAGGGGGGAGGGAGGAGCUGACGGACUUGAAAAGGCCCCUUGUCUAGGUACCCCACAAAAAUAAACUUUGAAAACUUA